ACGCGCGAUGCGGCGUUGCAGCCGUCCGUACGGGACGUAAUACCGAGCCGUCCGAACAGUGACUUCAAGUUCGUACUGCCGUGCUGAACUGCGGCGCGUCCUCUUCCUCCUACCUGCAGCGCACCACAGUGCGCAAACUUGAUAUCUCGCGGCCUGGUCUCUCUACUCUAUUAUCUGUUCAAGGAGUCAUCAUCAAAAUGGAUUCUGGGGCGGAUGCUGCCGACGCUCGAAGCCUUUUGCCCGUAGUCAAAUCCGAGCCCGGCGAGCCCAUCCUUGAUUUUGAUCCGCAAAUUCAUCUAAGCCCGAGUCGACCCUCACUGGCAGACCACGGCAACGUUGGAUAUACCGUCUAUCGCAAGAGCGAUCAGAUUAGGUUUGGCAUUCAACCGGCGCUGUCAGAGUGCCUGUCCAUGGCCGACGCGAUUGGCAAGCGUAUAGAAGAUCUGAACCUGGAAGUCAGCAAGAGCCGCUUAAGGAAAGACAUGUGGAUGCGCACACUCAGUCAGAUUCGUGACAAAGCCCAAGAGAAGACGUUCACUGCGGUGUGCGGAGCCACUGGGGCCGGCAAGUCGUCGUUAAUCAAUGCAAUUCUUGACGUAUCUAUAUUACCUACCAGCGGGGGACAAGCCUGCACUUCUGUAGUCACGGAGAUUUCCUGGCACGAUGAUACGAUGUUUAUUGCAGAUGUCGUCUUCCUAUCCGAGGAGGAAUGGUUGGAAGAGCUGCUUCCACUUCAUCAGGACCUGAAGGAUGCGGACUUGACCGGCGAGCCGAGAAAGGAAUUGAAGGAGGCGUGGGAUAAGUUUCGUGCCGUGUAUCCAGACGUGAGAGAGUCAAAAGAGUUGAAGAAGGUUGCGUCAAUUGCAGGAUUUGUUCGCUCAGAUCAAGCGACGUACCCCGUCCUCGGCAAGACGACCACCAUCAAGAAUCGUCAAAAAGACUCCUUUGUGCAUGAACUGCAACAGUACGUCAAGGCUGAGAAGCACUCAAGCAGCAAUGCCCACCGGAAGCGCCAGCUAUGGCCGCUGAUCAAAGUGGUCAAGGUACGGUGCAACGCCCCGGCCUUGACAUCUGGAGCCGUGUUGGUCGACUUACCCGGCACGGCUGAUGCCAACCGCGCACGCGCUAGCAUUGCAACCACAUACAUGAAGCAAUGCAGUCACGUCUGGAUAGUCACGAACAUCAGACGUGCCGUUGAUGACCAGAACGCCCAGGGUGAGUGCCAAAGGCAAUCAGCGAAUGGCACAUACGAUGACAGCCGUAUUGCACUUAUCGCCACACAGACGGACCUGAUUUCACCUUCGGAGAUGUUAGGUGAUGGCGGCUUGGACGAUACUGAUGAUACCGAUCUCAAGGACGUCAUACAGAAGGAAAAGGAAGCCAAUGAUGAGAAGAAUGCAUUGAAGCGUGAACUAGACCGCUUGUUUGCCGCCACGCCGCACGCUCAACAUGUCGGUCAGGUGACAGAAAGUAGAGGAUCUGGAAGGAAACGGCGUGACUCUGUAAGCUGCCCUGAUGUUGCAUCGAAGAGGACUCGGCUUGCAACUCGGACGACGCGGCAUGCCAUAGAAUGUCAGGUGGCAGGCACCUCAGACACCUCUAUCCCUCAAUCCAGGUCUGUAGACUGGCAGCAAGUUCCGAUGUGUACCUCGGCCGACUCGUUGCGGGAAGCUACUAGCGCGCACGACCGUACUGAUGAAAUCGAGUGGAUUCGUGUCAAGUGUGCUGAACUCGAGAUGGAGCUUUGCGAGCUAGUUGCGAGGAAACGCGUGCUUUGUUCCCUGAAACGUUCGAGGGAGAGUCUCGGCAUCAUGAGACGCAAUUUCAUAGAUCAACUGAAAGAUCUGGACGCAGCAGCGGCGGAAGAAAAGGACCCGGACAACUACGAUCCUUCUGAACCGCUGAGAGACUACUCUCGUGUGGAUCCACCCGUCUUCAGCUGCAGCGCCCUUGACUAUCUGCGUAUACAAUCACACGUAGUUGGAGAUGGAGACCCGAAUUGCUUCUCUGACCCAGGGAACACGGGUAUUCCAAGUAUCCAAGAGUGGUGUCGCAAUCUCGGAGACCUUUGUCGGAGACGAUCCCUCCCUGGUAUAUGGGAGAGUCUAGAAGUUCUUGCUGAAUCCGUCCACCGCUAUGUGAAAGAUGUCAGCCUGGACGACGUCACAAAGGUCGACAGCGAAGUGAUGAGGAAGCAAUGUCAAUCGGGGUUGGUCAGCAACAUCGGCAUUGCGAAUAUCAUGAAGGAGUGCCUCCACAGAUUAGCAGACGACCGAAGUCAAGAUCUACAUGACAGCCUUUCUACGUCCUUGGGAUGGAUUGUUCGAGCGGCCGCCCUCAAGGCCGGGGAGAAGGCUGAGCAGAUAUCCGACGCAUUCGCUGCAGGCAUGCAUUGGCAAACAUAUAAGGGCACGCUCCGUAGAAACGGUGUAUGGAGGCAAGAUCUCAACUUAGAUCUAACUCUGCCGUUCAUGCUUGGAAUCGCUGCACAAUGGUCAAAAGUAUUCAGUGAUCGUUCGCUUGAUCUCAAAGAAGCCGCGACCAGCAUUGUCAAUCAGACGUUGUCGGAAGUCGAGGAGUCUGCGACCCCAUUACUGAAGGAUCUAGCCCACUCCCAAGCGGAGCACUGUAGGAGGGAGUUGCAGCAACUACUCGACGACAUCGUACGUGUUAUCGAUAAGGUUCUCGAGGAAGAGCAAAGAACUGCUAGUCGCUGCCUGGCUCCGCAUAUCAUGGAUGCUCUGAAGCCUGCCUAUGAGGAAGCGUUUGCUCAAAGCGGGCCGGGUUCCGUCGCACGUCGCAAGAACAUCUUUCAUAACUGGAUAACCAAGCUCAAGAAUAGUGUAUUCGAUGACGGGGCAGAUGUGCUUCUAACACUGCUGGAAGACAUUACGACUUCGGUGGGAGAGCGUCUCAAAAGGGAAUUUGAUGUGCUCAGUGAGCGGAUGGAGGUGACGAUGAGUGUGUUGUGGGACCGUCCCGGGCGCGAAAACCGAUUGGAGCUGAAGGCCUGCGUACGAGCCACAGCGACCACGGUAGAGGUCAAAGAACAAAUCCCACUGUGGCGCGCCGCCGCCAACUUGUCUAUGAACUAGAGACAGCUGCGCCGAUUUCAGAAUGUUGGCUUGGAUCUACCAUAACGUCGCGAUGAUAACCAUGUCUCAUGUUCCUUUGGUGGCGUAGACCUCGGUUGAGUACUUUUCAUGAAAUGAUAUACCGUCGCGCGUAUGUUAGCUGCAGUACUCCAUACCGUUCUCCGGUCGGUGCAGAAGUCAAUACAGGACUAAGGAUCGCGGAAUGCUCUCAGCAUUGCACCUCGCCGAGGGUCGCGUCACUGCCGCAGCCCUGGGCCUAACGCCAUAUGGAAUAACUGGGUAUGUCUGCUGUGCUCCUACGACAAGGCACCACUGCAACACUCGGUGGCCAUUUGCGUAGUCAUGCUCGCACAUACACAGUCCAAAUGAAAUGUAUUACGCGUGACAGUGUCAUACAAUCGAUGUUCGUGAGCCCGCUAUACGAUCUGCA
Rhodofomes roseus is the source of this 3525-nucleotide messenger RNA. RefSeq lists its product as uncharacterized. The transcript is spliced from 21 exons. The record is from RefSeq and is a predicted model, not a curated record. NCBI's taxonomy places the organism in Eukaryota, Fungi, Basidiomycota, Agaricomycetes, Polyporales, Fomitopsidaceae. The coding region runs from base 198 to 3095 and encodes 965 amino acids.